Molecule: messenger RNA, 9577 nt
Organism: Thalassophryne amazonica
Lineage: Eukaryota; Metazoa; Chordata; Actinopteri; Batrachoidiformes; Batrachoididae
Gene: lmtk3
Exons: 16
Coding region: 321-8339 (2672 amino acids)
Biological process (GO): protein phosphorylation
Molecular function (GO): ATP binding; protein kinase activity
Source: RefSeq, a predicted model, not a curated record
GACGCCACGAUGCGGCCACACUGCUGGGUGAUGGUGGCGCUGGCGGGGAUCGUGUCGUACUUCAGCCCGGAGAGAGCGCUCGGAGCCCCGCAGAGGGAAGUGUCUCAGUCCAGGGUGGCGUCCCUCUCUCCUCCACCCUACGUCGUCAUUCUCAUCUCUUGUUCGGGGCUUGUCUCCUUUGUUCUGCUGCUCCUCACCUGCCUGUGCUGUAAGAGAGGAGGAGUGGGAUUCAAUGUAAGUCUUCAACAUGAGUUUGACAAUGCAGAUGGGGAGGAUUGUUCUGGAGGCUCCAGUCCCAUCCAGGAGGACAGUCUUUCCUCAUGUCCCUCCCUCCCAGAGGUCUAUACACUGCCCGUCAGAGAGCGCCCCAACUGCCCCCCCUGCAGGACGGAGCAGAUUCCAAGUCCCACUGUUUCAAAAGGCACGCUCUAAACUACCUUCAAGAGAUAGGAAAUGGGUGGUUUGGAAAGGUGAUCCUGGCUGAGGUGUUGUGUGACUGUAGCUCCGCUCAGGCCGUGGUGAAGGAGCUGCGUGUCAGUGCCAGCCCUCUGGAGCAGAGAAAGUUUUUGGCAGAGUCGGAACCAUACAGGAGCCUUAAACAUCCCAACAUCCUUCAGUGUCUGGGACAGUGCAGCGAGAGCCUCCCUUUCCUCCUGGUUAUGGAGUUCUGUCAGCUGGGCGACCUCAAGAGAUACCUGCGCGCCCAAAGAAAGGCAGAUGGGAUGACACCUGACCUGCCAACCAGCGAUCUACUGACGCUACAGCGAAUGGCUUUUGAGAUCACAUCAGGCCUGUUGCAUCUUCACGAAAACAACUACAUCCACAGUGAUUUAGCAUUACGAAAUUGUCUGCUGACCUCCGACCUCACUGUUAGGAUAGGAGACUAUGGCCUUUCACACAACCAUUAUAAGGAGGACUAUUAUCUCACGCCAGACAAGCUAUGGAUCCCACUACGUUGGAUCGCUCCUGAGCUCCUGGAGGAGUACAAAGGAUCUCUUAUUGUUACUGAUCAAACCAAGACUAGCAAUGUGUGGUCCUUGGGUGUGGUUAUCUGGGAGCUGUUUGAGUUUGGCUCUCAUCCCCACAGACACCUGAGUGAUGAAGAGGUGCUCACUUUCGUCAUUAGAGAGAGACGGAUCACACUGGCUCAGCCGAGACUCAAACUCUCCCAUGCAGACUAUUGGUAUGAGAUCAUGCAGUCCUGCUGGCUCCCUUCCUCUCAACGUCCUUCUGUCGCUGACGUCUUCCUUCUCCUCUCCUCCCUCUUGGCUGCUGAGCAGGCAAUGGCAAGGGGGAGUGUUGGCGAAGAGGAUGAAGAGGAUGAAGUGUACAAAGAAGGUAGAGGAAGGAGAGGGGAGAGCGAGGAGUCAUUUGAAAGACGUUGGGACUUACUCCGUCCACCUGCCUUCCAGGCGGCAGCAAAUGAGCGGCACAGAGAGAUCGAGCGUGGAAGAGAGGACAGAGACAACUCUUAUCCCCUACUGGACUCUGUGGGAAACUGUAUCACUCCGUCCUCUUCUGAGCUGGAUGACAUUUUGACAGUUACUGAAACUAGCAAAGGCUUGAACUUUGAGUAUUUUUGGGAGAAGGCCCAUGCACGACGAGGCUACAAACCUCUUCCUCCUCCCCAGCAAAUCCCAACAGUGAACAAUAACCACAGACAGUCCUUGGAUACUCCCACUGUGGUGCCGGUGAUAAGUGCACGCAGCCCCUCUCUUGCCAGUGAGUAUUACAUCAGGUUAGAGGAGCACACUCCCCAGGAUAAGUCGCCAACUCUUAAAGGGAAGGCACAGACAUCUUUUUGUUCAGAUUCAGUUUGUCCUGGCGAUAUGGAGUUGGUGGAGAUUCGCAGUGGAAUGUUGGGAAAAGAACGUGUCCCUUAUUGCUCUGAAGGGUGUGGAGGUACAGGUGGGAAGGGCAUUCGGACCGUCCGAUCAAGUGAGGUUCGGCUCCAGGUGCCCAACAUUGGUGUGGCAGAAUUCAGAGAUACAUCGAGCAGAAUGACUGUUUUCUCAGUGGUUGAUUUAGGUGAUGAUGAUGAAGAGGAGAAGAAGAGAAGUAGUGAAGCAGAUACAAAAUCCUGCACAAAUUCCGAAGCCCCAGUCCUCCCUCCGAAACCUUGUUCUAUGUCCAUGUCAUCAACCAACCACCUUCACUCCCGCCCUCUCCCCGCCCCUCCAUUAGGAUAUCACAGAGGACUGCCUCACUACACCGUGUCGGGAAAAGUUGAGACAGACCCCCAUCAUAUGAGCAGCUGCCCACCCUCAACCUUUAAUCAUCUGGGACUCCAUCGAUCCCGACAGACUCUUCCCCCAUCCCCAUCACUCUCCCCCUCCUUGCCCCCAGCAAGCCAUCCCAUUUACCCUCUACCGCAAAUGUGCCCUCCCCACUCCAAACCUCAGAAAACCUGCGCCACCUAUAAAACAAAUGACACCUACUCAAAACACAGUAAGAUGCAGCAAUCCAAUAGAGACUCGUUAUCCUGUGACACAGCAAGUGGGACCAACCAAGGGGCUACAAUGCAAACCUCCAAAGAAAUGUCUCAUUCACGUAGAAAAGACUUUGAAUCACCUGUGCGUCGAGAAAACCCCUUGCGACCGAUCUACCGCAAUGUACCCUACUCCCAGCCCGACACAGAGAUUGAAAGGCAAUCAUCGUCCAGUCCCACGUAUUCCGAUGAGGAUGACUAUCCCUUCAUGUCUCCUGAGAGGCAUAGUUGUGGAACUAAUGUCGCUCAUUCUAGCUUGUCUGAAGAUGCAGAUCCAGCUGCGGCAGAGCUAUUUUCCAGGGGAAUGAGAAGGACGCAGUCCCGUCUCGACACCAUCCUGCCUGCCAUUUGGAAAGAAGAUGCUGAACUUCAGGCAGAGCGAGUGGCUAAUGCCAUGAAAUCCCCCAUGCAUCUAUUUUUAACAGAGAUAUCAAGUGUGGCCGAAUCUAAUGAGUCCAAGUCGGGAACCUUGUGGGAGCCAAGUGAGGAGAAAAGAGAUGGAGAAAAAUGGGGGAACUUUAUCCAGCCAAACAGAGGGAUGCGCCGCUCCCAGUCACUCAUCACUGAGCUCGGAUCAAUAGCGCCGUCAGAGGAGGCAAAUGAAAACAAUGAUGAAUCUUUCCAGAGGGAUCUUUUUCUUACCGAAAUUGACACAGGCAGGGUAGAUGCAGAUUUGGAUGGUGGAUCUGUAAGUGACUCUGUAAAAUACCUGUACCCUGCCGGAUCCAGACAGCGGCCCUACGUCAGCGCCCCGUCAUAUAAUGAGCCUGACGAAGUCUAUUCAAAGGGCAUACGAAGGUCCCAGUCCCUCCUCUCUGAGGUCACUGUGGAUAAGCAGGAGUCUGAACCACAGCAGAGUCUGAAAGAGCCAAGGAAAGCGGAGAUGACCAGGGAGGAGUUCAUGAAGGAAAUCCAGUCAGCAGAGACCUUUCUGACUGAAAUCAUAUCAAGACAAAAUGCUGCUGCAACCAGAAAGGAAGGAGAACCUUCUCAUUCUCCCACUCCGCUGACCCCUGAAUAUGAAUCAAUAUGCAUAGACCCAACUUCAGCUCAGACCAUCAGAUUUCAGAAAAUGAGUUCCAUACAAGCAUCCAACAAAGGCAAAGAUGACACACAGACAGAGGCUAUAUAUGCUCAAGUGACUAAACGUGCAAAAAAGAGUGAAAUAAAGGUCUUAAUGAAACCUGAGAUUCCAGUCUUUCAUAUAGGAUCAAAUAAACAUCCUCUUAAUUUGGUCAGCCAAGGAAAUGUUGCUGACAACUCAGCUUCCCACUGCCAAUCUGGUGAGAUUGUGUUUUCAGAAAUCAUGCCCAAAAAUGGCAUAUUACACAGCCAAACACUGGCAUGCCAGAAAGAAGAAGAAGGCUGGUCAGAUGGACCUGCUUUACCUGCCAGAGGAGAGCAAGCAGAUGGAUAUCUUUCAGUACAUUCUUCACUGAUGGAGUCCCCUGAAGGUGGUGAAGAAUCCAACACUGUGGUAAUGCAUGAAAACAAAUGUGAUGGAGCUGUUAUAAGGAAUGGUGAGAUAGUUAAAGAUGAUGCUGAAGCUGGCAGCCCUGAGAGAGAUGAUCAAACAUUUGGAAAGACUGACAGGACAUCAUGUGAUCUUGAGAAAGAGCACUGCUUUGCAGAUAAAGCUCCUGCAUUGCACUCAGAAAGCAUCACAACAGGUGAACCAGAGAGCGCCAAAACUGUGGUUUCGUGUCAUGAUGAAACAUUUUUAGAGACAAAAAGUGAAAUUUUACUGCAGCACAUUAACAUCAGCCAAGAAAAAUACAAUCAUAAUGCCAAGAAUGCAGCAAUUCCUGCUGCAACCCCAACCACUCCAGACUGGGACCCAUCCUCUGAGAUCUCACUAAUCACCCCCACUGACUCCGUCCUGUCACCGAUGACUUCCAGCUCAGCUGACUGCCUCACACCCAGUGAUUCAUUCACAGGGGGAGGAGUAGGAGGCGGGCCUUGGCGUGCUCUUGGAAAUGAAACUCCACAUCGAGAUUCUGCCUAUUUUUCAGACAGUGACUUGGAGGGGGAAGGGAUGAACAGGAGGACCAUUGAUGGAUUAAGUGUAUCCAGACCAAACAGCGGUCGAGGAGGUGAUAGGGGAACGCUGACAGGCAUAGAGGAAAAAACUGAAAGUGAAGAGGAUGGAGAACCUGGAGACAAGCUCCUGAUAAGAAACAGUAUACAGGUGCCUGAAGACAGAAAAGUUAUUGAGAUGUGCAAGGAAAAGAUUAUUCCAUAUCAGGAUCCUUCUGAGAAUGAUAGCUCUCAUUUAGAGGAUGGUAAAGAUAUUCUAAUCAAAGGACUAAAAUCUGCACAAAGAAACGAUUCUGGUAUUUUCUGCAAUGAGAGCAAGGAAAAGGACAAAAAUGGGUUAGUCAAGUCAACACUAUUGUCUGAUGAUCCUCAGGCCAAGGACUGUGCUCAAUUAAUUGAUAAGUUGUUCUCAAACUUAGAUGGUGAGCCAGUGAAAGGGCUUCCACAUGGUGGAGGGUGUCCCAUAGACAACCACUACACAGAUGGCAUCAUCUCUCAUAUAGCUGACUGCAAAUUCCAGGAUUUAAAUUCCAAGAAUCAUGCUGAGACAGAUAUUUUGAUUGAAUCUGUAGCUGAAUUACAGUCAAAGGAUUGCACGUUGAGACCCAGCAGCAACGACUAUACAACUGUUAGCGAGACCAGUAAGGAUAUUGUUGCCCUAAAUGCUCUUCGCUGUGGAAAUGAUGCCGGGGAAUCCACAACACCAUUCCAAGUUGAUGACAGAGAGUCCAAAUUAGCUAAGGUUUACAUCAUUCACAGCAGUGAUGUCACAUUUUGUGACAAUACUGUGUCAGAAACCAAGCCAAGAGAUGAGAAGUUGGGAGAUGACAAAGCAAGCAAUCUGACGUGUCCCAUUUGGGCAGGAGAGGGUGUUGAAAAGCCUGAAGAGAGCUCAGGACUGGACCUCCUACACGCAGACCAAAAUGAAUUGGGUUUGAGAAACUUAAGCGGUGAAGACAAGAAAUCUGAGGUGACAUCAGAAAGAGAAAAGCAACUAGCUGCUGCAGAGCUGAGUAAUGCCAUGAAGCAAAAGUCACCUGUGAGAGAAGCUCCAGCAGAAGGCCAGAGAGGGAUGGAUUACAGUUUGGAUGAGAACUCACCCGAGGGGCUGGAUGUAUCAACGAAAGAAUUACUGAGUGUUUUGGAACAAGAAGAAACUAGGGGAGGAUGUGUUGUGGUUCAGGGAGAGUUUGACUGCCACCGUUUUGUACAAAAGGAUUUGUGGCUUAAUGAAAAUGACCAAUGGGCUUCUCCAGAAAAGAGAUGUCAAAAUGUUGAACUUGGAUCAGAAUUGUUGUCUGGGUUCAACAAUAAGACACGGGAGGUUGAGGAACGAUUUGUUGUAGGUCAAGAGUUCUGUGAGAUGGGUGAAAACGAUGAGCUUGCAGGAAGGGAACCUCAUCCUGCAGUCUUAGAAGGUUGUGAAGAAUCCUGGAAUGAUGAGACCCAGGGACAGGCUCUGAAGGAGAAGUGGGAUUCAAAGGACACUGAUAACCAACAGACAGCUAAUAUACAGCAGGAAGAAAACAUUGAGGACCUCGGACAAAUUGGCAGUUUUAAUGGAGAUCUUAAAAUAGAAUUAGAUAUUGAGGUAGAGAAUAUAGAAAUUCCAGAGCAAGAGAUGUUGUGCCAAUCAGAAAACCAUAUUUCAUCACUUCCAGAGGCAACCAUGCACACAGACGGUUGGCUAGAUCCAACAGAUGUGGGAGAAAAUCAAAAUUUUAACAGGUGGCCUCAAAAUGACCUCUGCAAGGUCCAAAAAGAGGAGCAGUCCUCGGAGGAAGAUGUUGGCAAAGGAACAGGCUCACGUUUAGAAAACUGCUUCAGUCACACUUUGGAUAGCGAAAGCCCACACAUAUCUGUUUGCAUUACUCAAACUCCUCAAGUGAAUUUUAAGGGCUUGGAAGGUAUCGAAUCAGGCAUUGAUUCAGAGUCUGAAAUGAGCCAGUGGCUUGUGAGGGAUUAUGUAGAUCAAACUGUAAGCAUUGUGAACAUGCAGGAUGAUUGCAGAGAGAUAUCUCUUCCUUCUGACCCUACAUCUUCUUCCAGUGACCCUGGAGUCAGGCUGCAGGAAGAAAUGGAUCAGUCAUACCCACAGGUAGACAAUUUCAGCUCUGUCGAUUUUCCUAGUCCUCCACCAAGCAUAGACCUUGAUGUUCAAGACGAUAAAUUAGAAAGUUUAGAUGACUCCUUUCCAAGCCCACCGCCAUCUGUUAUAGAGGCAGAGGAGUUUAUUAGUCACAUUAAUCUAGAAGAUUUUAUUGCUAGUGCUGAGACGCAGCCGUAUAUUUCACCAUGCUAUAACACAGAGCAACAAAUGUCCUCAACUCACAACUCAAGUGUCCCAGAGACACACCUGCAAGAGGCACCACCUGCUACAACUCAGAACAAAGGGAUUACUGCCAAUCUGAAGCCAUCGACCGUGCGUAUAAUGCCCGACAACGGGCACAACAUUACAACCAACAUCAGGAAUCAGGAUGAAGAGAGCAGCCUGUUCCAGAAAACACCAUCUGCCAAUUCAUCUCCACCCCAGUAUCCUCUCAAUGCUCUCCCAGAAUUAUUGAUUUCUGAGUGGAAAGAUUUGGAAGAGGAGCCGCUGGAGGAUUUUGAAAAACUGGAAAAACUUUGUUGCAUAUCAGCUGACGAGGAGGACACGCUGGGGGAGCUUUUCUUAGGGAACCUAGAGCUCCUGGAGUCUUUGAAGAAGAAACCUGAGCAGAAUGGGAGCGGUGCUGGUGAUUUACAUGAGGAGGCAUGCGGCUCCUCCGCGCCAGAGGAGAGCGGCGUGGAUGUGAGGGAUGACAAUAACUCUGAUAAAGUAUCGGAAUCCCAAGCUGAAGUGUCACCUCAAGAGGAGCGGCGUGAUGUGCAAAGCUCACAGUCGUUGUCGUGCCACACGUCUGACGUCAAGGACCAGGGGUCGCUUUCUAAGAUGCCAACUAAGGACGGCUUAAUGAUGCAGGUUUGUGAGGAGAGGUUGCAGUUCUCACUCAGUGAAAACGUACAAACAAACUUGCUGUGGGGGUCAACGGUGAAAGACACUUCGAAGCUCCAGCCCUGGGGCGAACAAAUCACAGAGAGCAGCAAGGAGCCGGCGGCAGUUAAUGAACAAAAACAGGAUGAAAGCCCAGACGAGGAGGAAAGUAUCACUGACACCGAGCUGCACCACCACGCCAAUGAAAUUAAAACUGAGCCAAUCACUGUGAUCGAGCAGCCUGAAUUUAUGACAUCGCAACCUACUGCAAAUCAGGCAAUGAAAGCAAAACUAGCUCGCCUCUCUCUUGACCUGCCUCCUCUCGCUCUGACUCUUCCCCUCAACCCCAGCGGUAAAGGAGGAUUUGGGGACGGGGUCAUUGGAAGUCGGCUAGGCAGGCGGAGAGGUCUGUCAUCGGGAAGUGACCCUGAUGAUGAGGAGGAGGAUGACCAAGAGGACGAAAACUCCCGAAGGGUGAUUGUUGUCACAGAAACAGACAUUGACAAACGUGUGGGCCUGAGGAGUCUCCUUAAAUCACCCAAGGAACCAAUGGACAGAGGAAAGGACAGAGGGAGAAAUGUCUCCUUUUUUGAUGAUGUCACCAUCUAUCUUUUUGAUCAGGAAACUCCAACUAAUGAGUUAAGCACUUCAGCACCCACCAGUCCAGCCUCAGUCUCUGUGAAAAACGCUAAGUUGGAUUUGCAUGGAGCAAACGCCAAAAGUAAGGAGUCGAAGCGGAAAGAGGAUUUACCAGUCAAACCAAGGACGCCUGUAGGGGUCAGUCCAGUGACAUCAUCACGUUUUACCGUUAGUCCCGCUGACGACCCCCACUUGGUGUGAUGAUACACGUCAUCAUUAGAACCUUUAGAGCUGAAACGCUCUGAGACUGGCCACCGAAUUAACGCCAAUAACCCCAGCCACUCACUCAGAGGCUAUUUUUUUAUUCCACAGGCAACCGAAAGAUGCCCAUUCGAAAAGCUGGACACACUUCCAGGUUUUACCAGCGGCAGGAUUUUGUAUGACAGGGGUUGUUGAGCUCCUGCUUGCCACUGUUUACAGAAUGUAUUCACAGCGUUUGGCUGCAAAUGUCUUUGCAAAACAGCAGCAUAUGCGAGGGGAAGAGGAGCUUGGAGCUUUGUAAAAUCUGAAACAGAUUUGACAGCUAUGCAGUGGGAGUUUUGCUGUGUACCAGCUCUUUUUGUGUAUUUCUCCUGUAUUAUUCCCCAGGUGUGCAGCACUUUCUUUACUCAUUCUUCUGUCUGUAAACGCUUGGAUUCUAGUCCUCUCUUAAAACUUUUCACUGCAGUCAAUCACUUGUUCUUGUAGGCGGCAGUGUGGAAGAGAAAUUGCUUGACUCCUGUAUUUGAUAAAAUAAAUAAAUAAAUAAAAUCAUUGACAUUUGUACAGACAUAAUAAUACAAGUGUACACAAUGUUAUUUUAGAGCCAUUUACUUUUAGAUGUAUUCUUAGAAUGCACGAACAAUUAAGCUGUUUCUUUACACUUUUAGUUCUGGAAUACUGUCUUAUAUUUGAAUAAUUGACAUUUAUUUAUUUAUUUAUCUGUCUGUUUAUUUGUUUGUUGUUUUUGUGUAAUUUACAUAUAUUAACAAAGAACAACUGCAAUUUGUUUGGGGUAAAAUGUAUCUAGGUCAUACCUUUGACGGCUCCUCUUAACAAAUAAAUUAAAUAUUUUCCCACACAUCUUAAUUGCUACAAAAAAGUGUAUUUUGUAUAAUUUUACUUGUUAAUAUUAUGCCAUUAUGUAUGGAACUACGUCCUGUAAUGUUUCAUUAUUUUCUCAUUAUGGCUUUUAGCUAUCUUGUCAUUCUUUUAUCUUGUUUGAUGACAGUUAAUGUAGCUUAGCAUGGAACAAAUUAAGCUUCACGUCAGUAAAUAUCUCCCAUUUGUUUGUGUAUCUGUUCAUUUAUCUAAUUUUCUACUAAUAACAGUUCAUCAUGCAAUCGAGGUCCAUAUGUUUAGUCUGUUUAAACGUUUGUUUCAAACCUGUAUUGUUUAAAGUACGGUUUUCAAGGGGUAACCAUGUAUAACAGGGAAUAAUAAAAACAAGAAAAUGUGAA